UGCCUUUUUCCUCCCCAGCCCUGGAGCCCUCCCCUGGGCAAGUUUUGGGGGACACGGCCCCCCCCUCACCACUGCCUCCCCCCCGUGUGCACAAGCCUUGCUUUGUGUGCAGCGAUCGCAGCUCUGGGUACCACUACGGAGUGAGCUCCUGCGAGGGCUGCAAGGGUUUUUUCAGGCGGAGCAUCCAGAAGAACAUGGUGUACACGUGUCACCGGGAGCGGAACUGCCAGAUCGACAAGGUCACCCGGAACCGGUGCCAGUUCUGCCGCCUCCAGAAGUGCUUCCAGGUCGGAAUGUCCAAGGAAGCUGUGCAGAAUGACCGGAACAAGAGGAAGAAGGAGGUGAAGGAGGAUUUGGGGGGGGAUGAGCUGAGCCCUGAGCUGGCUGAGCUGGUGCGGAGGGUCAGCAGAGCCCACCAGGAGACCUUCCCUUCUCUGGGCCAGCUGGGCAAGUACACCACGAACUCAAGCGCUGACCACCGGGUACAGCUGGACCUGGGGCUGUGGGACAAGUUCAGCGAAUUGGCCACCAAGUGCAUCAUCAAGAUUGUGGAGUUUGCGAAGCGGCUCCCGGGCUUCACAGGGCUCAGCAUGGCUGACCAGAUCACUCUGCUCAAGGCUGCCUGCCUUGACAUCCUGAUGCUGCGGAUCUGCACUCGCUACACACCGGAGCAGGACACGAUGACGUUCUCGGAUGGGCUGACACUGACCCGGACCCAGAUGCACAACGCGGGAUUUGGGCCACUCACUGACCUUGUGUUUGCCUUCGCGGGGCAGCUUCUGCCGCUGCAGCUCGAUGACACCGAGACUGGGCUGCUCAGUGCCAUCUGCCUCAUCUGUGGGGGUGGGGACAUGCGGGACAUCAGAGGGACAUGGGGGGCAUGGGGACAUGGGACUGAGUCAGGGCUGCUCAGUGUCAUCUGCCUCAUCUGUGGGGGAGGAUAUGGGGGCCAUCAGGGGGACAUGGGGCAUAUCAGGGUUAUGGUGGGCAGGGGACUGAGUUGUGGCCACUCAGCUGCAGAGGUGGGGACACGAGGUGAUAGCAGGGGGACACGGGGAUCUCUAAGGCAGAAGAUCAUGUGUAAGAAGGCAUGUGGAGACACGGGGACAGUGUCUAUCCAGGUGGUCUCUCCCUCUCUUCCCAGACCGGAUGGAGCUGGAGCAGCCCCGGCAUGUGGAGCGGCUGCAGGAACCACUGCUCGAGGCUCUCCGGGUCUAUGCCCGGCGCCGGCGCCCACGGCAGCCACAGCGUUUCCCCCGCAUGCUGCUCAAAAUCACUGACCUGCGUGGUAUCAGCACCAAGGGUGAGGAACCCCCAGAUCCCUGGGAACCCUCCAAACCACAGCAAUCCCACCAGGACUCCAGAACCCCCAAA
This is a messenger RNA of Cyanistes caeruleus (blue tit), 1374 nucleotides long. NCBI's taxonomy places the organism in Eukaryota, Metazoa, Chordata, Aves, Passeriformes, Paridae. The record is from RefSeq and is a predicted model, not a curated record.